Trifolium pratense (red clover) is the source of this 1107-nucleotide messenger RNA. RefSeq lists its product as uncharacterized. The transcript has 2 exons. Lineage: Eukaryota; Viridiplantae; Streptophyta; Magnoliopsida; Fabales; Fabaceae. The coding region runs from base 1 to 1107 and encodes 368 amino acids. The record is from RefSeq and is a predicted model, not a curated record.
AUGGAUUAUUCACUUCUGGCAUCAAAGCCUAAAGUUUCGUCCGAAGAUGUAAAUAAAAUAUAUAGACAUGAAGAAGCUCUUACUGAUUCUACUCAUGGAUGUGAGUACUCACUUGGGCCAUCUAGUCAACAUAAAAAGAUCGAGCUUCCACAAGCUAUGCAAUAUAGUCCUUGUAGCUCCGAACAACGUCCUCUAAUUUCAACUGAAGAGGCUAACUGGGCUCUUGAAUUACUUGGCAUGCAAGUACCAAAUGGUACCAAUGUACAAGACGAUUCUAUGAAAGAUUCAGUUGAGUGUGGAACAUAUAUUCCGGAAGUAGGUUCGGUUCAGGCAAACAUUGUAGGAGCGGAUUGUGAUUCUAAUCACUUAAGUAGUAUAACACAAUUAAUGAAUCUGCCGCCACAAUCUACCACUAACAGUAAUUAUAAAAUGCAAAAUGUUGAACAUGUUGCUUCUAGUUUAAAACAUGAAAUUGAAUAUAAUCCUUGUGAAUAUAAUCAUACCCGGAACAAUCUUGCCAAUGUUGCUUUAAUGGAUAGCAAUCCAAUUGCGAGAGGGAUCGAUGAGCUUGCAAGUAUUAAGCGCAGUAUAACGAGGUCCUGUCUAAACUAUCAGCCUGAGAAGACCAGUUUGAAAAUGAAUGCUAUCAAUGAAAAGCCAUUGCUUCAUAGAAAAAACACUAGUUAUUCACAGAUGUGUGCUUUGCCAAGAAAUGAUAUUUACUUACAUGAAAAGAUGUCUACUGGAAGGAAACCUGAAUCACCGAGCUGCACUUCUUCUUUGCAUCUUUCUGCAAGGCAAGGCCAUCACCUAUCGCCGGUCCCUGCACCAAUGGAAAGACAUUUGGUGCCAUCUGAGAAUGAUGAUUUCACCAAGUCAUCAGUUCACAAUCCAGGUGAAGAUUUCUGUCGGAGUACCCCCGACCUGAUGAGUAGAGUGCAAUUUAACGACCUAACGAAUAAACUAUUGGAUGAAAACAUGAAAAGGACGUCGAAAGUGCAUAAUAAACAUUCAAUUGGUCUAGUUUCUUCUGGCUCAGAACAUGCAAUGGAAGAAGAAAGUGCUGAUUUCUGCCAGAAUAUCCCCAAAAGGAAGAGGAAAGUGUAG